UUUACAAAAUUCUAAACAAAUUUAAACGAACGAGCUCAUACGAAACACAAGUACACAUUAUUUGAAGUGUGAAACGAACGAAUUUCGCGUUUAAUGAAAAUAAAUAAUAUCACAAUCAAAACAUACAAUAUCGGUUCAAAAUGAGGAUCAUUUAUUUACUUCUUCUUGUGUCCUUGUUUUGUCUGGUGAGCGCGAAAUAUUUGCCCAAUGAACGUGCUUCAGGCAUCUUGCUCAGGAAGCCUAGAUCUUUAUCAGAUGAAUCAAAUAUUUCAAAUGAAAGUAAUGAUGAUGAUAAUACAAAUGAAAACGAUGACGACAAUGACGAUUCCUUGGAGCGUAAACAACUUGAACAACAGUUGAAACUUCAAGAGAAAAGAGAGAAAGAGGAGCGAAAACGGAUAGAAAGAGAACGUAAACUUCAAGAAAAGCUUGAAGAAGAGGAACGAAAGUUGCAAGAAAAAGCAGCAGAACGGGAACGUAAACUACAGGAAAAACUGGAAAAGGAAGAACGCAAGCGGCAAGAGAAAUUAGAAAAAGAAGAGCGUAAACGACUAGAACAAGAAAGAAAACGGCAAGAAAAGCUUGAGAAAGAAGAACGUAAACGCCAAGAAAAGAUUCAAAAACAUCUAGAAGAGAUCGAAAAGCAAACUGCCGAAGAAAAUAACCCGGUGGUUGACAGCUCUUCUGAGUCCACAGAGGACAAUGAUCCCAUGGAUUUGGAAGAUAUUUGGAAGAACUAUGUGUAUUCAAGGUACGGGUUAACUGCUAACAACAGUGACAUUGAGAAGCAGGCUGCCGUGAACAGAUAUUUGUCAGAAGAGCUUGGUUUAAGUGUUAAUAGUACUAAGGUUGAAUAUCGCCAAGCAGUUUUACAACUAGUGCAAAACAAAUUGUUAAAUGAUACUGGUGCACCGGAUAGUUUCCAUAAUUAUUUGAUUAGUCACGUGAAUGCCGUGUACAUUCAGAGGCUUAGUGCAGAGUUAGAAGCUAAAAUAGCCGAAUUGGAUAACGAGACUGCUUUAUUGCAAAAUGUCAGUUUACCGUGGGUGACCGAGGCCCAACAAACAAUUGAACAAAAGAGAACCAUACUUCAAACUGUUGUUCAAUUUUUGUCAAACGUACUUCCCAAUUGGAUAACUGGAACCCAAACUGGCUCCUCCGCUUCUAAUACUCCGACUUCUGACGGCAGUGUAUCAGUAGACAAUUCAUCCCCCGUAGUACCCGUUAAUGCUGGCGCCUCAGUAGGUGUUUCAUCUAACGCUGCUCCCGCUGACGGUAGUGUAGCAGUAGACAGUUCAUCCGCUGCAGGUCCCGCCAAUGCUGGCGCCUCAGUAGGCGUUUCAUCUAACUCUGCUCCCGCUGACGGCAGUGUAGCAGUAGACAGUUCAUCCGCUGCAGGUCCCGCCAAUGCUGGCGCCUCAGUAGGCGUUUCAUCUAACUCUGCUCCCGCUGACGGCAGUGUAGCAGUAGACAGUUCAUCCGCUGCAGGUCCCGCCAAUGCUGGCGCCUCAGUAGGCGUUUCAUCUAACUCUGCUCCCGCUGACGGCAGUGUAGCAGUAGACAGUUCAUCCGCUGCAGGUCCCGCCAAUGCUGGCGCCUCAGUAGGCGUUUCAUCUAACUCUGCUCCCGCUGACGGCAGUGUAGCAGUAGACAGUUCAUCCGCUGCAGGUCCCGCCAAUGCUGGCGCCUCAGUAGGCGUUUCAUCUAACUCUGCUCCCGCUGACGGCAGUGUAGCAGUAGACAGUUCAUCCGCGGCAGUACCCGCCAAUGCUGGCGCCUCAGUCGGUGCUUCAUCUAACGCUGCUCCCGCUGACGGCAGUGUAGCUGUAGACAGUUCAUCCGCGGCAGUACCCGCCAAUGCUGGCGCAUCAGUCGUUGCUUCAUCUAACUCUGCUCCCGCUGACGGCAGUGUAGCAGUAGACAGUUCAUCCGCGGCAGUACCCGCCAAUGCUGGCGCCUCAAUCGGUACUUCAUCUAAUUCUGUUCCCGCUGACGGCAGUGUAGCUGUAGACAGUUCAUCCGCUGCAGUACCCGCCAAUGCUGGCGCCUCGGUCGGUGCUUCAUCUAACUCUGCUCCCGCUGACGGCAGUGUAGCAGUAGACAGUUCAUCCUCCGCAGUACCCGCCAAUGCUGGCGCCUCAGUAGCAGUGUCGUCUAACUCUGCCCCAUCUGACGCUGGUGUCUCAGUAGAUAGUACAUCUAUUGUUGCCCCCGGUGGUGCAGAUGUUUCAGUGGCUGUAUCAUCCAACGCUGCCCCCGCUGAUAGCAGUGUCUCAGUAGACAGCUCAUCUGUUACUGCCCCCGCUAGUGUAGAUGCCCCAGUAGCCGUGUCGUCUAACUCUGCCCCAGCUAACGCUGGUGGCUCAGUAGAGGGUUCAUCUGUUUCUGCUUCCGCUGGUGCAGAUGCUUCAGUAGUUGUAUCAUCUAAUCCUGCCCCAUCUAAUGCGGGUGUCUCAGUAGACAGUACUUCCGUCGUAACCUCUGUUAAUACAGCAACCGUUGACGCAGCUCCUGCUGACGCAGCUCCUGCUAACGCGGCCCCCGUAGACGUAGCUUCUGUUGACGCGGCCCCUGCUGACGCAGCUCCUGUUGACGUAGCUCCUGUUGACGUAGCCCCUGUUGACGCGGCUCCCGUUGACGCAGCCCCUGUUGACGCGGCUCCCGUUGAUGCAGCCCCUGUUGAUGUAGCCUCAGUUGACACCACCACCUCUAAUGUAGCCCCUGUUGACGCGGCUCCCGUUGACUUAGCCCCUGUUGACGCUGCUCCCGUUGACGCAGCCCCUGUUGACGCGGCUCCCGUUGAUGCAGCCCCUGUUGACGCGGCUCCCGUUGAUUCAGCCCCUGUUGACGCAGCCACCGUUGAUGUAGCUCCUGUUGAUGCGGCUGCCGUUGACGUCGCCCCUGUUGAUGCCGCCACCGUUGAUGUAGCCCCUGUUGAUGCCGCCACCGUUGAUGUAGCCCCUGUUGAUGCGGCUCCCGUUGACGUCGCCCCGGUUGAUGCGGCCCCAGUUGAUGCCGCCACCUCUAAUGUAGCCCCUGUUGACGCGGCUCCCGUUGAUGUAGCUCCUGUUGAUGCGGCUCCCGUUGACGUCGCCCCUGUUGACGCAGCCACCGUUGAUGUAGCUCCUGUUGAUGCGGCUCCCGUUGACGUCGCCCCUGUUGAUGCCGCCACCGUUGAUGUAGCCCCUGUUGAUGCAGCUCCCGUUGACGUCGCCCCUGUUGAUGCCGCCACCGUUGAUGUAGCCCCUGUUGACGCGGCUCCCGUUGACGCAGCCCCUGUUGAUGUAGCCCCAGUUGACGCCGCCACCUCUAAUGUAGCCCCUGUUGACGCGGCUCCCGUUGAUGCAGCCCCUGUUGACGCAGCUUCUGUUGACGUAGCCCCUGUUGAUGCAGCUACCGCUGAUGUAGCACCCGUUGAUGUAGCACCAGUUGACGUAGCCCCUGUUGAAGCGGCUCCCGUUGACGUAGCCCCUGUUGAUGUAGCGCCCGUUGACGUAGCUUCUGUUGACGUAGCACCCGUUGACGUAGCCCCUGUUGACGUAGCCCCCGUUGACGUAGCCCCCGUUGACGCAGCCCCAGUUGACGCAUCCCCUGUUGACGCAGUCCCCGUUGAUGCGGCUCCUGUUGACGCGGCCAAUGUUGACGCAGCUUCCGUUGACGCAGCUCCCGUUGAUGUGGCUCCCGUUGAUUCGGCUCCCGUUGAUGUAGCACCCGUUGAUAUAGCCCCCGUUGACGCAGCCCCCGUUGACGCAGUCCCCGUUGACGCAGCCCCUGUUGACGCAGCCCCUGUUGACGCAGCCCCCGUUGACGUUGCGCCUGUUGAUGUAGCCCCUGUUGAUGCAGCUCCCGUUGACACUGCCCCUACCGACGUAGCUCCCGUUGACGCAAUCCCUGCUGACUCGGGAAACUCGGUGGUAGAAUCAUCUAACCCUGCUCCAGCUGAUGCUGUUGCGGUUCCAACCGAUGCAGGUGUAACUGAGAGCCCUGUUGCCGUUAAUACGGAGGGAAUUAUUUUAAGUUCAACUGACGCCGUACCCAUCGAUGUUACUAGUGCAUCUGAAAGCAACGUAUCUCCCUCUGGAUCGGCUGAUCCAGUUUCUAGCUCUGGACAAGCCUCUGAUGCUGUAAAUAAUGUAGAGACCACUGUGGCACCUUCAGUUGUUCAAGAAAACACUAAUACUCCCGCUGUACCGGAGUCAGUCUACGGUGAAACCUUAGCUCCGGUACCUUUUGAAGACGGUGCAGCAUUGUUAGAAGUAACUACCCAAUAAUAAUGAAUUCUAGAUUUGUACAAUGUUGAUAUUAGUUGUUUAUUCUUUGAUGUUUAUUUAAUUAAAUAAGUUCUGGCAUUUGA
Spodoptera frugiperda (fall armyworm) is the source of this 4354-nucleotide messenger RNA. Its product is annotated as calphotin. Gene Ontology annotation, biological process: negative regulation of protein sumoylation. Gene Ontology annotation, molecular function: calcium ion binding. The record is from RefSeq and is a predicted model, not a curated record. The coding region runs from base 141 to 4271 and encodes 1376 amino acids. NCBI's taxonomy places the organism in Eukaryota, Metazoa, Arthropoda, Insecta, Lepidoptera, Noctuidae. The transcript has 5 exons.